GCUGACCGGAAUUACCGGCCACCUUCCCCCUCCCUUCUUCUCCCUCCAAGAAAAGACAAGCCGAAAAAACUCCAUCUUCGUCUCCCGCUCGAAGCAAUCCGGCCGCCCCUUCGACCGUCAUCUUCUCCAGGAUUCCCCUUCUCGAAAGAUAACAGAGUAACGAGAAACCAAUCAAGACCCGUUUCUGAAUUUUCCCGCCUCCGGAAAGGACAGAUCAAGAAAAUCCCACGAAAGUCAACCGAGGUGGUGUCCCGCCAAGGUCGGGAUCCUUUCGGGCCGGUGAUAUCCGAAUUGAAUAAUGAUAAACGUUACUACAAUCGCACGGCGUUGUUGGGAGGGGAGAGUGACUAGACGGGUCCACGCGUAUAAAUAGGGGAGACCGGGGAGAGAGGGAGGAGAUGUCGUCGCCGACGAGAACGCCACCGUCGCUAGGGGGCCGAUCUCCGAUGUCGAUGAUGGAGAACCUGCUGGGGCUCCUCAGGAUCCGGGUCAAGCGCGGCGUCAAUCUCGCCGUCCGCGACGUUCGAUCCAGCGAUCCGUACGUCGUCGUCAAGAUGGCGAAACAGAAAUUGAAGACCCGUGUUAUAAAGAAGGAUGUUAAUCCUGAGUGGAAUGAAGAUCUAACUCUCUCUGUUUCAGAUCCUAGUAUUCCAGUCAAGCUGACUGUUUAUGACCAUGAUACGUUCAGCAAGGAUGACAAAAUGGGAGAUGCUGAGUUUGACAUAAAACCAUUCAUAGAGGCUCUCAAGAUGAAUCUGCAAGGCCUUCCCAGCGGCACUGUCAUUACAAGGGUGCAACCUAGUAGACAAAAUUGCCUUGUCGAAGAAAGCCGCGUUAUCUGGAGUGAAGACCGGGUUGUCCAAGACAUGUGCCUUAGACUGAGAAAUGUCGAGUGCGGAGAAGUGGAGAUUCAGCUCCAGUGGAUCAAUCUUCCUGGUUCCAAGGGCUUAUAAAGAACCUUGACGCUGGCCUGUGUUCUGUACUCAAGCCUCUCUUGUUCAUACCAUCCUGCAAAGUGAAGCUGUUGUAUCUUUUUCUUUUGCCCCACUCGUGACUGGAUUGUAUGUGCUUGGUGAGGCGGUCAUGUCACAAAUGCUCUCGUCUCACAUGAUUUAUAUUUAAGCUAUUUGAAACAACAUGAUCACAGGGUGAAAAGUGGUGAUUCUGUAUUUGCAAGCACUCUUGCAGCCUCAUGUCUUGCUAUUUCUGGCAAUCUUUGAACUUUCUUUGGGGAUUGUUUACUGGGAUUGAAUCAUCGGAAGCUUACCUUCGGUUCAUGUAUCAGUAGGGCUAUGAUGGUAUUGAGAAGCUUUUUGUUCA
This is a messenger RNA of Eucalyptus grandis, 1320 nucleotides long. RefSeq names its product protein C2-DOMAIN ABA-RELATED 4. Lineage: Eukaryota; Viridiplantae; Streptophyta; Magnoliopsida; Myrtales; Myrtaceae. The transcript has 4 exons. Bases 399 to 953 code for a protein of 184 amino acids. The record is from RefSeq and is a predicted model, not a curated record.